UGUGAUCCUCGCCCCCUGGGGACCUGGGCGCCGCGGGAGCUCCCCACCCCCCUCCCUUGCAAGCCCUGCGCAAUUCCCCCCAGCGGCGCAAGCCCGCCCGGGGGCGGGGCGGAGCCAGGGCUGUGGGUGCCCAACCGACCCGGCGGCUGCGCUCGCGACUCCGCAGCUCAAGCGCAUUUGGUGGGGCGGUCGGGCAAGGGAGCGCGCACGGAGCGCGGGACUGAGCGCCUGGCGGACGGACCGACGGACGGACGCCCCCGCACACGCAGACGCACAGAGCUCGGCGCGGCCCCCGUCACACACACAAUCGCGCAGAGACACACACAGGGACACACGCAGACACACGCACACUCGCGCGCGUACAUCCUCCCGCCAGCCUGCCUGCCCGCUCGCCGGCGCCCGGAGCCCGCUCUGGCCGGAGUGAGAGAGAGAGCCUCGCCGCUGAUGACUCCGAGGGAGGGGCCCUGGACAUGUGCUGCAGUGAGAGGCUGCCGGGUCUCCCCCAGCCGGUAGUGAUGGAGGCGCUGGACGAGGCCAAAGGGCUCCCCAGUGUGCAGAGAGAGAUGCCACCGCCCCCACCACCCUCAGAGCCAGCUCAGAAACCACCACCUCAAGGCACCGGGAGCCACUCCCUCACUGUCAGGAGCAGCCUGUGCCUGUUCGCUGCCUCACAGUUCCUGCUUGCCUGUGGGGUGCUCUGGUUCAGCGGCUACGGCCACAUCUGGUUGCAGAAUGCCACAGAUCUCAUCCUCUCCUCGCUCACAAUCCUGAAACAGCUGGGACCCACGGCCUGGCUGGGCGCAGGGACCUCGGGAGUCCCCAGUCUGCUGCUGGUCUCCCUGUCCGUGGGCCUGGUCCUCGUCACCACCCUGGUGUGGCACCUCCUAAAGGCUCCCCCGGAGCCGCCCACCCCGGUGCCCCCAGAGGACAGGCGCCAAUCUGUGAGCCGCCAGCCCUCCUUUACCUACUCAGAGUGGAUGGAGGAGAAAGUCGAAGAUGACUUCCUGGACCUGGAUCCGGUGCCCGAGACUCCUGUGUUUGACUGCGUGAUGGACAUCAAGCCUGAGGCUGACCCUGCCUCACUGACCGUCAAGUCCAUGGGUCUGCAGGAGAGGAGGGGCUCCAAUGUCUCCCUGACCUUGGACAUGUGCACCCCGGGCUGCAAUGAGGAAGGCUUCGGCUAUCUCGUGUCCCCACGUGAGGAGUCAGCCCACGAGUACCUGCUCAGUGCCUCCCGCGUCCUCCGAGCAGAGGAGCUCCAUGAAAAGGCCCUGGACCCUUUCCUGCUACAGGCCGAAUUCUUUGAAAUCCCCAUGAACUUUGUGGAUCCAAAAGAGUACGACAUCCCUGGGCUGGUGCGGAAGAACCGCUACAAAACCAUCCUUCCCAAUCCUCAUAGCAGAGUGUGUCUCACCUCGCCCGACCCUGAUGAUCCUCUGAGUUCCUACAUCAACGCCAACUACAUCCGGGGCUACGGUGGAGAGGAGAAGGUAUACAUCGCCACACAGGGACCCAUUGUCAGCACGAUCGCUGACUUCUGGCGCAUGGUGUGGCAGGAGCACACGCCCAUCAUUGUCAUGAUCACCAACAUUGAGGAGAUGAACGAGAAAUGCACUGAGUAUUGGCCAGAGGAGCAGGUGGUGCAUGACGGCGUGGAGAUCACUGUGCAGAAAGUCAUUCACACAGAGGAUUACCGGCUACGACUCAUCUCCCUCAGGAGUGGGGCCGAAGAGCGAGGCCUGAAGCAUUACUGGUUCACAUCCUGGCCGGACCAGAAGACCCCAGACCGGGCUCCCCCACUCCUGCACCUAGUACGGGAGGUGGAAGAGGCAGCCCAGCAGGAGGGGCCCCACUGUGCCCCCAUCAUCGUCCACUGCAGUGCAGGGAUCGGGAGGACCGGCUGCUUCAUUGCCACCAGCAUCUGCUGCCAGCAGCUGCGGCAGGAAGGUGUGGUGGACAUCCUGAAGACCACAUGCCAGCUCCGUCAGGACAGGGGUGGCAUGAUCCAGACGUGUGAGCAGUACCAGUUUGUGCACCACGUCAUGAGCCUCUAUGAGAAGCAGCUGUCCCGCCAAUCCCCAGAAUGACCACACUUCUCUUCCAAGGUCCAACUGGGUACUGCCCAGCCAGAGUCUGGGCCCUCACUACAGUCAUCCAGGGCCUUACUUGGGUCUGGCCUGCUCCCCUGAUCCUAUCUGUCCCUCUUCCUUCUCUUUGAUCUGCUCCCUCCCUCCUCUAUUAGCCUGGCCUGGCCCCUACCCCCAGCAUAGCUCUUCCUUCUGUACAUAUUGGGGAGUGUGGCAGGGUGGGGGAGGAAUGUGCCAGGCCAGGCCUGGGGCCCCAGGGCCUGACCCACCAUGCAGACCUGGGGCCUCAGUUUUUAAUGAUGGUUCCAUUGCUAUUUGAUCCAAAAUGUUUCCAUGCCUCACUCCAAGUGUCCUCCUGCUGCAGUGUGUUCUGUCUGUCCAUCCAUCUCUGCUGUCUAUACCGGACACUGUGUCUCCUCAGCCCAGGAAAGGAGUAAUGAGCUCCAGCCCCUAAGCAGCCCAGGCAGAGGUGCCUGCCUCAGGCCCCCAUUCCCACUUCUCCCAACAGGCAAAUUGCAUUUUGCACCCAGUUACUGGUACCAGUAGAUAGAGGAUGGGGCUGACAACAUGGAGGCCAGGCCUGGGGAGCUCCUGAGGGUUUGGCAGAGAUCCCAGCUAGGGAAGGUCUCUGGGUUGGGAUGGGCGUCACAGCCAGGGUGACCUCUUGGUGUCACAUGCCCUCAGGAUUCAU
Molecule: messenger RNA, 2778 nt
Organism: Marmota flaviventris (yellow-bellied marmot)
Lineage: Eukaryota; Metazoa; Chordata; Mammalia; Rodentia; Sciuridae
Gene: Ptpn5
Product: protein tyrosine phosphatase non-receptor type 5
Biological process (GO): signal transduction; protein dephosphorylation
Cellular component (GO): cell junction; cytosol; plasma membrane
Molecular function (GO): protein kinase binding; protein tyrosine phosphatase activity
Source: RefSeq, a predicted model, not a curated record